CUGAGUUAUGUAUGUAUUGAGCUGUUCCACAGCCGUACUGUAUCACAAUUGAGUUGUUUGCACUUAAUAUAGCUUCCUCCCUCACCGCACCCCAAUUUGUGGAUUCCUGUUGGUGUUGAAUUGGUGCUAACAACCAUCAAUUGACAGCCAGGUGGACUAAAGUACUAUCCCAGGCUUUAAUACAUUUGAAGGAUCAACCAGUAGGACCUGUUGCCCCAAAUGCCAGACUGGGGAACCCUGUGGAGGCACCCAAUGCUGUAAAGUUAAUGGAAGUCAUGGGAAACAGCUGCUGCUCCAAUUCUCACCGUGGCUCAACAUGCUAUGCUGCUGAGAACACCAAGCCCUGUCACACCUGGGAGAGCCAUUAUCUACCAGAAUUUGCAGUGGAACAUGCCACCGGGAUGGGUUGAAGCAGAGCUUGAGGACCGGUAACUCUUCUCUGGGAUUUGAUCAACCUGAAGCCAGUUGCGGAACUGCACAGGGUCCCCAUGGACCUCAAGGAGAGCCCCAGCGAGGGCAGCCUGCAGCCCUCGAGCCUCCAGAUCUUUGCCAACACCUCCACCCUCCACGGCAUCCGCCACAUCUUCGUGUAUGGGCCACUGACCAUCCGGCGUGUGCUUUGGGCCGUGGCCUUCGUGGGUUCCCUGGGCCUGCUGCUGCUGGAGAGCUCGGAGAGGGUGUCUUACUACUUCUCCUACCAGCAUGUCACCAAGGUGGAUGAGGUGGUGGCCCAAAGCCUGGUCUUCCCAGCCGUGACCCUUUGCAACCUCAAUGGCUUCCGGUUUUCCAGGCUCACCACCAACGACCUGUACCAUGCCGGGGAGCUGUUGGCCCUGCUGGACGUGAACCUGCAGAUCCCGGACCCGCACCUGGCUGACCCCACAGUGCUGGAGGCUCUGCGGCAGAAAGCUAACUUCAAACACUACAAACCCAAGCAGUUCAGCAUGCUGGAGUUCCUGCAUCGUGUGGGCCAUGACCUCAAGGAUAUGAUGCUCUACUGCAAGUUCAAAGGGCAGGAGUGUGGCCACCAAGACUUCACCACAGUGAGUACUUGGUUUUCAGCUUACUCUUGUGCUUGGUUAUCUUGAGAAGGGCCGUGCUGGUGUUCUCCUGCUCCAUCUGGGGUUUGCCUGGGCUCUGGAGCUGGAGAGAGAGCAGUCUCUCAGUUGAAGACCAAGAGAGCA
This is a messenger RNA of Hipposideros armiger (great roundleaf bat), 1184 nucleotides long. RefSeq names its product acid-sensing ion channel 2. Gene Ontology annotation, biological process: sodium ion transmembrane transport. The transcript has 2 exons. Gene Ontology annotation, cellular component: plasma membrane. Gene Ontology annotation, molecular function: ligand-gated sodium channel activity. NCBI's taxonomy places the organism in Eukaryota, Metazoa, Chordata, Mammalia, Chiroptera, Hipposideridae. The record is from RefSeq and is a predicted model, not a curated record. The coding region runs from base 489 to 1088 and encodes 199 amino acids.